GAGAAACUUUCUGAAGCUUUACAGAGAGAGAUUGAGCACCGCCUGGAUCUGCUCCAUUCUUUCCAUCCAUUACUGUUCAAUGCAGAGCUUCUGAAAGAAGAAGCUGGCAGAUUGCAGAUACACUCCGAGUUUACCUGCCGAGUCGACUCAGUGACACGCCUAUUCCUCUCUCUGUGUCUGCCGCCGCGGUCCCCGGUGGAAUACGGGAGGUGGGCAUUUCCCAUUUCGGAAAAAGUCGCGAUCUUUGGGGGUUUAUGGUUGGUCUCCGCCCGGUUUUGCCGGAGCUCCGGCGAGUCUCUGGGGAUUGGCUGAGCCAAAUGUGCGUCUGAUUGUUUGAAAGAUGUUCAAGCCCGGUAGGUGGCGGAGCGAUAAGGGAAAGUUCAAAGCUGUUUUCAAGCUCCAGUUCCGUGCAACUCAGGUAGCAGGGGAUGCAUUGUUGAUCUCUGUGGUUCCUGCAGAUGUAGGGAAGCCAACAGUGAAACUAGAUAGGGCUGCCAUUCGCGACGGGAUUUGUUGCUGGGACAAUGCAGUUUAUGAAACUGUGAAGCUUAUUCGAGACCCUAAAUCGGGGAAGAUUCAUGAGAAAAUAUAUAACUUUGUAGUUGGAACUGUGUCCUCGAAAACGGUAGUUCUUGGAGAGGCUUCCAUUGAUUUUUCAAGCUAUGCAGAAGCAACUAAGGUUUCAUCAGUAUCUCUCCCACUCAAGAAUUCAAAAUCCGGGGCAGUGUUGCAUGUAUCAAUACAGAGAGUCCAGGAUUCGCUCCACCAGAGUGUCAUUCAUGAAAUUGGGACUGCGAAACCAGAUGCAGAGGAUAGGACUUUGAAGGCUCAAUUAAAUGAUGAUAUGGAUGAAAGUUUCGAAGGCAAUCAUGUCGAUGAAACACAAGAACACAGAAAUAUUCCUUUGGUUAGCAGCCAGAAUGGGGGAAGGGUAUCAAGUGAAUCAGACAUCACGCUGUCAAGUUCUGAGAGCAGUUCCGGGCUUGAUACGCCCCAUAAUUUCCAAGUGAAAGACAGUAAUGCCCUCAAAGUCCAGACAAACUUGUUGUCGUCUUCCCCAAACGAAGCCUUGUUGCUUCAGACAAGGUCCAUUGGUGCACUAGUUAAUGAUGAGGAGUCCGAGAGGAGGUCCCAAUGGGAGUGGUUGACAAGGCAAGCUGAGGUUUCUGAUUUGGAACUACAAACUCUGCGAAAACAAAUCGUGAAGGAGAGCAAAAGAUCACAAGAGCUUCUAAGAGAGAUUGUUGGCAUCAAAGAGGAACGCGACGCUCUGAAAGAAGAAUGUGAGAAGCUGAAAGCAUCUAGGAAGCGUUUGGAUGAUGCAAAAUCUAAAGACGAGUUGCUUGAUGGAGGGGACGUUCGGGCUCUUGUUCACGAACUCAGACAAGAACUGAAUUACCAAAAGGACCUCAAUGCUAAUCUUCAGAUACAACUAGAGAAGACGCAGGACUCGAACUCUGAGUUGAUUCUUGCUGUUCGUGAUCUUGAUGAGAUGUUGGAACAGAAGGACAAGGAGGUCAUGAGUCUUUCCAGCAAACCCACAAUGAUAUCUAGGCCAUGUUUGGAAAAUGGAAAAUGCGAAAAUGACAUAGACGAUGACGACGAUGAAGAACAGAAAGCAUUGGAGGAGCUUGUGAGACACCACGGCGAUGCCAAAGAAUCGUACAAGCUUGAACAAAAGAUCACGGAUCUCCAAAACGAACUGGAGAUCUACAGAAGAGAAAAAGAUGAGGUAGAGAUGCAGAUGGAGCAGCUGGCACUUGACUAUGAGAUCCUGAAACAGGAAAACCACCACCUGCUGCAUAAGCUGGAGCAGAACCAGUUACAAGAACAGCUGAAAAUGCAAUGUGAGUGUUCAUGCUUGGAGGAAGAGCUUGAAAAGCUAGCCCAACAAUUCGAGACCGAUCUCGAAGCCCUCUCUCGCUCUAAAGUCGAGCAAGAACAAAGAGCCAUUCUUGCAGAAGAAGCACUUAGAAAGACACGGUGGCAAAAUGCAAAUGCUGCAGAGAAGCUUCAGGAGGAGCUCAAGAAGCUCUCUCUGCAAAUGGAAUCAAUGUCUCAGGCCAAUGAGAAACUGGUCGCUAAAGCCUUGACCGAAGCAAAUGAGCUCCGGGUACAGAAAAGUCAACUGGAAGACCGGAUUGCUACGAUGCAUGAAAAGGUAGAUGAAACUUUGAAAGAGAUGAACAGUGUGGCACGUCUCAAGGAUGAGAAGGACUUGUUGGUGGGUACCCUUCAGUUAGAGGUGGGCACUCUUAGGGCGCAAUACAACGAGUUGAACACUCGCCUUUCUGAGGGGGAGUUGGAGAAAGAUAAGUUGAGGAAAGAAGUGUCCCUUUUGAAGGGUGAUCUAAAGAAGAAAGAAGAUGCACUACUAAGACUUACUUCAAGGAAAAAUAAACUUGGAACUGUUGCUUCCCAUGGUCUUAAGGAUGUUAUUAGCUUGAAGGAGAAAAUCAAGUUGCUUGAGGGUGAGAUUGAGCUGAAGGAGAAAUCCCUUGAGACUGCAACAAAUUCAUUUCUGGAGAAGGAGAAAGAUCUUCAAGUUAAGAUCGGAGAGUUAGAAACAAGAUUAGAAGAACUCAACCAGAAUAUAACAAAGGUUUUCGAACAUAAGCCAUUAAAGGUAGUUACAAAAGACUUGGAUUCUAAUUUUGGAAACAGUGGAACUCGAAAUAGCAGUAACAAAUUAUUGACUGAAAUUACACUACUGAGAGAGCGGAACGAAGCAAUGGAAGACGAGCUGAAGGAAAUGCAAGAGAGAUACUCCGAAAUAAGCCUCAAGUUUGCAGAGGUAGAAGGCGAAAGACAACAGCUUGUGAUGAAGGUUCGCAACCUUAAAAAUGCAAAAAUGGCUCCUUGAAUAAAACACCAUCUUGUUUUUCCUAUAUCCAGGUGCAUUUUCGCUUCAAGAAAUCCU
This is a messenger RNA of Cuscuta campestris, 2920 nucleotides long. Lineage: Eukaryota; Viridiplantae; Streptophyta; Magnoliopsida; Solanales; Convolvulaceae. The record is from the annotation of a GenBank genome assembly.